This is a messenger RNA of Ichthyophthirius multifiliis, 747 nucleotides long. RefSeq lists its product as hypothetical. The transcript is spliced from 3 exons. The record is from RefSeq and is a predicted model, not a curated record. NCBI's taxonomy places the organism in Eukaryota, Ciliophora, Oligohymenophorea, Hymenostomatida.
AUGUAUAUGUCCAGCCUAGUAGCGAAUUCUAAAAAAUAAGAUGAUAUAUGUAUAUGUGAUCCUCUUUAAGAUUUAAUUCCCUUAUACGUCGGAAAAACUUUAAUAAGUUGUGAUUAAUGUCCUGAUAAUCUAAUUAUAAAUCAAGAAAAAACAAAAUGCAUAUGUCCAAACAACAGUGAACUUCUCGAAGAUGGAUAAACUUGUGGUUGUACUGGCUUUAACACUAUAUAUUCACCUUAAUCAAACUCCUGUGAUUGUAAACCAGGUCAUAUAAUCUCUACCACAAUUCCAAACCUUAACUGUCUCCCUAAACCAUAAUGUCACAAUAGUUGUUUACAAUGUAAAACUGACACCGACGAAUGCAUCAAAUGUCCUUCUUAAUUUUAACUUUCAUCAGACAAAAAAUAUUGCAUUCCAUCUUAAUGUGACCCUAUUUGUCAAAAAUGCGACCCUGAAACUUUAUUAUGUAUAGAUUGCCCACCUGCUUAUUCUCUUUCAGCAGACAAAAAAUCCUGUAAACCUUCCCAUUGCCAUCCUAGUUGUCAUUGUGAAAUUUCAGACGGCGAAUGUGGUACAUGUAGUAAAUGCACUAGAUGUAGAUAAUCUGAAAUUUCUAUUAUGGUAAACUAAGAUUUCUGUAUCUGUAAAUCUCCCGAAUAUAAACGUAAAAUAGACUCCACAUGGGAAUGUGAAAAAUAAGAUGUAGUUUUUGAAGUUCCCAAAUGUGUCUGGCUCUGUGGAUAUUGA